AUGUCCAUUCGGAUACUUCCGUCUGAAAACGGCAACAGUGGAUUACUUUUCGUGGGAUUUAACCAAGACUAUGGCAAGUUGACUUGCAGAUGCUUUGCCGUUGGAAUGCAAAAUGGCUUCCGAAUUUAUAAUACGGAUCCUCUCAAGCAGUUAGAACGCUGUGACUUUAGUGUCCGGGACGGUACUGGCGUGGGUUACAUUGAGAUGCUUUUUCGCACAAGUUUUCUGGGUCUUCUCGGAGGUGGACACCAAGCCAGAAUGCCUCCCAAUACGGCCUGCCUAUGGGAUGGCGUUGAACAGAAGUUCGUUUUGGAAUUAUCCUAUGGGAGCGACGUCCGAGCUGUGCGUCUGAGACGGGAUCGGCAAGUUACAGCAUACGUUUCUUGA
Messenger RNA from Dibothriocephalus latus, 387 nucleotides. The record is from the annotation of a GenBank genome assembly. Lineage: Eukaryota; Metazoa; Platyhelminthes; Cestoda; Diphyllobothriidea; Diphyllobothriidae.